This is a messenger RNA of Rhododendron vialii, 1015 nucleotides long. Its product is annotated as protein AE7. Lineage: Eukaryota; Viridiplantae; Streptophyta; Magnoliopsida; Ericales; Ericaceae. Gene Ontology annotation, biological process: iron-sulfur cluster assembly. Bases 244 to 720 code for a protein of 158 amino acids. The record is from RefSeq and is a predicted model, not a curated record. The transcript has 5 exons.
AAUGCAUUCAAUGUUCCAGUGUAAAGAUGGUUUGUUGCAGCAGUUAUGCAAUGGGAAAUAUUGGAUUUGGAAUUGAAUGAGAAUGUCAUCUUCUGAUUAAUUGCCUUCGUUUUCUUUGACAAAUUAGAGUAUGACUAAUUGUCGCUAGUGCUCUAUUUUUAUUUGGCUUGACUCUGAGCAUGAGCCACAGUUGGAACAACUAAUGUGAUAUUUAUGCAUACUGCCACAGGCUGAUUGAGGAGAAUGGUUUCUGAAUUAAUCAACGCCAAUCCCACUGUGUAUGAAAAGAAGGAGCGUCGAGUUAGAAUUACACCUGCUGAUUUGGAUGAAUAUGCUGUGGAGCCCAUUGACCAGCUAGAAAUUUUUGAUCAUCUUAGAGACAUAAAAGAUCCCGAGCAUCCUUAUUCCUUGGAAGAGCUGAAAGUAAUAACAGAAGAUGCAAUUGAACUAGAUGCUAAGCGUAACUAUGUCAGGGUGACAUUCACUCCAACAGUUGAGCAUUGCAGUAUGGCAACGGUGAUUGGCCUCUGCUUGCGUGUAAAACUCAUGCGCAGCCUGCCUUCGCGUUUUAAGGUGGAUAUCAGGGUAGCGCCUGGAACUCAUGCGACUGAAGCUGCAGUAAAUAAACAGUUGAACGAUAAAGAACGGGUGGCAGCCGCUUUGGAGAAUCCUAACCUCAUAGAUAUGGUUGAUGAAUGCCUGGGUCCAUCUUACGAGUGAAGACUUAACUGUACAUGCAUUUGGUGUUUGAUGAGGCUUUCCCUGGGAUCUUUUAUUGCUUCACUUUCGAAUACACAACAUUCUAUACUCAGUUUCCCGUAGGCUUUGUUGGCAGCGUUUGCUUUUACUUUAGUGUUGUGAGAGACAUUAGUCAUUAGUUAGAGAGCCGAUCGUUGUAACGUGAUUUGAUUAUUCAUACUUCAGGUUUACUGCUUAUGUAAUGUAAAGACUAAAGAUAAUAUUGACAGCAUUUCUUGCAAAAAAUAAAAUAAAAUUAAUAAGCAAUUAGAUUUUA